Molecule: messenger RNA, 640 nt
Organism: Eutrema salsugineum
Lineage: Eukaryota; Viridiplantae; Streptophyta; Magnoliopsida; Brassicales; Brassicaceae
Product: CLAVATA3/ESR (CLE)-related protein 12
Exons: 1
Coding region: 175-510 (111 amino acids)
Source: RefSeq, a predicted model, not a curated record
AAACCGCCCAAAAAACUUUCUUUUGUUUUUUUCCAAAUACAUCACAAAACAUUAAACAAUAUACUUUUGGCAUUUUCUUAUUGAUUAAUAAUUUCUUGGCAGGUUAUUAUAAAAAAAAAUUUGGCCUCUUCUUAAGCUAUAAUUUCCUUCAUCUUCUACUUCCUCUAAUUUUCCAUGGCCUUGAAGUUCUCUCAAAUUCUCUUUAUAGUUCUAUGGCUCUCUCUCUUCUUUCUCCUCCUCCACCACUUGUACUCCCUCAACUUUCGCCGUCUCUACGCUCUAAACGCGGAGGAGCCGUCGAUGUCGAAGCACCACAACCGUCUCUACACCAUUAGAUUAGUCAGCAGAAAAGCUCUCUCCCAUAGAUUCGACUUCACGCCUUUCCAAAGCAGAGAAAACAACCGCCAUCACCAUCGUUCCGGCAAGAAACACGGCGGCGAUGAGAUCGAUCCUCGUUAUGGAGUGGAGAAACGCCGUGUUCCCUCCGGACCCAAUCCGUUGCACCAUUGAUGGUGGUGACACCUGUUUUGAUUUGAUUGGUAACAUUUAAGAAAAACGAGCAGAACUUACCUAGUUUUCAUUUUUUAUAUGUUGAUUAAAGAUUAUAGAUUAGAGAUUUUUUUUUUUCAAAACAAAAACA